UUUUAAAUCCCCACACCCCACACGCACAAACGCCGCGAAGAACCACGCGAACCGAACCCACGCACCACCAGGGAAGUGGAGAGAGGCGGCGAAAGACAAGAGAAAACGCAGCCGCCGCCUGGAAGAAAGCGUAGCGUGGGAGCAAGGAGCAGCAGCCGGCAGGCAAUGGGCAACAGCAUCGGCGGCCGGCGCAAGGGCGCCAAGGUGAUGCAGCUGGACGGCACCGCCUUCAGGGUGAAGCCGCCGGCGUACGCGGGCGCGGUGCUGCGCGACCACCCGGGCUUCCAGCUGCUCGAGUCGGAGCAGGUCAAGCUGCUCGGCGUGCGCGCGCGCCCGCUCGAGAACGAGGCGUUGCUCCGCCCGGGCCGGCUCUACUUCCUCGUCGCGCUGCCGCGCCCCACCGUGCCCCCGCGCCGCGCCUGGUCCGGCGCGCUCCACGUCGGCGCGCGGGAGAGGCUCGAGUCGCUCAUGCUCACGCGCCGCUCCACCUCAGACCUCUCCUUCCCGACCGCGCCGGCCUCCCCGAUGUCCACCGCCUCCGAGGGCGGGCCGGUCCAGCUCAGGAUGCGCCUGCCCAAGGCGCAGCUCGCCAAGCUUAUGGGCGAGAGCCGGGACGCCGCUGAGGCGGCCGCUAAGAUCAUGCAGCUCUGCGCCGCCAACGGCGCUGUGACGCCGGAGCGGAGCCCGCGGUUCCUGCCGACGGCGGACUGGGGCACUGGUGGGCUCGCGCAGACGCCAGAGCGGAGCCCGCGGUUCGUGCCGACGCCGGACUGGGGCGCCGGCAGGUUCGCGCAGACCCCAGAGCGGAGUCCCAGGUUCGCCGUGACGCCCGAGUGGGGUGCCAGGUUCAUGAUGCAGACGCCGGAGAUGGCGAAGACGCCGGAUAGGUGGUCUGCUCUACCCCGCACGCCGGAGUAUGCAUCAGCGGACGUCAAGGCCAGCCGCAAGGAGAAGCGAACGCGGUUCGUGGCCUUGCCGGAUGAGAUCAUAGCAUGAUGACUUUCUCGUCCGCCUGAAGCGAGAGAGCUCAUUACUGUCUGCAGCACCGCAAGCAUGUUGAUGGCCUCUUCAGAUUCAGAGCGUGGACAGCUCACCCGUGGAACGAUAGGGCUAGUGAUUCAUGGACAGAACUCCGCCUCGUGGAACGUCCAGAGGCUGCAAGAAGUGUUUAUUUAUCCCAAUGGAAGUCGAGGUGAUCAAGAGUACCCCGUCCCUAUGGAGGCAAGGUGAUUUUUGGGCAUGCUUUUUCGACAAGAAAGGCACGUUCACCAUUCAUUCAGCGGAUAAUAUGCUGGUGAGCACCAAAACCAAGCUCGGAUACUAGGAGGUAAGAGAGGUUUGGGCGAAUAUGUGGCAAUACUUUGGAGGCAACCCGACUCAUUGGGGAAUUCGCUCGUGGACUGCACCAUGGCGAAGUGCGUAUGGGUGCUUGUAGAUGAAGACUAGAUCAUUGAUGGUGUGCGUCGCCGUGCCAGUCUAUUGUACAGUGAAUAUAUAAAUACAUGAAAAAUAUUUAAUUUUGUCCAAACAUAGACAUCUAUUUGUCGGUAAUCAAGAGAAAUAUCAAUGUACAAAUUGGCUUUGGUAUGACAAUAAAACGGUGCACACUUAGUAAAUAUAGCUAA
This is a messenger RNA of Triticum aestivum (bread wheat), 1625 nucleotides long. RefSeq lists its product as uncharacterized. Bases 166 to 996 code for a protein of 276 amino acids. NCBI's taxonomy places the organism in Eukaryota, Viridiplantae, Streptophyta, Magnoliopsida, Poales, Poaceae. The transcript is spliced from 2 exons. The record is from RefSeq and is a predicted model, not a curated record.